UAGGAAGAGAUGAAAGGAGGGAGGAGACUGCUGGGAACCAAGCAUUUUGGGAGCGACAGGGGGAGUGUAGACUAGUUAAAUAUGAAAAGCACCGUUCUGUGACACUCGUGAGGGACGGUCGGUUUCCAACACAUUUUAGAAAGUGCGCAAGAGGAGCGUAUCUGCAGCGACAACAGCUAUGCGUCAUAACUUGAAAGUGCUCAGCGUCCUUCUUGUGAUCGCAUCUGCGCUUUUGCAAACUGCAACAUCGCGUAUCUUCAAUGAAUCUAUCUACAUGGUGACCAUGAGCUCCCAGGUGGUGGGAGGCGGGAUGGAGACUGUGUGUGCCCACGUUCAUGGCCCCACAGAGCCCCUCUCCCUCAGGGUGAUCCUGAAGCUGAAGCAGGCCAACGCCACCCUGCUGGAGGAGACUGGGGUCUCCCAGGACUACUACCGCUGCGUGUCCUUCCAGGUCCCCCCUGUGGGCCGUGAGACUGUGGCCACCCUCCAUGUCUCAGUGACCGGAGAGAAGGACUCCAUGAGCAAGAAGGCCAAGAUCCUCAUCAGACCCUCCACCUUCAUCACCCUCGUCCAGACAGACAAGCCCAUCUACAAACCUGGCCAGAAGAUUCAGUUUCGAAUCGUCUCGCUGGAUUCCAGUUUUGUGCCGCACAAUCAGAUGUUUCAAACUGUGGAGCUUCAGGACCCCAACUCCAACCGCAUCGCUCAGUGGCUAAACCAAUCAACAGUGAGCGGCAUCCUGGACUUGUCCCACCCCACAACACCAGAGGCCACCCAGGGUGCCUACACCAUCACCGCCUGGACCGAGAAGGGCAAACAGAUUAAACAGUUCUUCGACAUCAAGGAAUAUGUCCUUCCUAAGUACGAGGUGAAGGUCCAGCUACCCAGCGUCAUCACCAUCCUGGACACAGAGGCCACUCUCAGGGUCUGUGGAAAGUACACGUAUGGAAAGCCUGUCCUGGGUUCUGUGAAGGCUGAGGUCUGCAGGAAGAGGGGAUACAGAUACUACUGGCUAUUUGACAGGGAAAUCACCUCUGACAUAUGCAUAAAGUAUGAGAUGACUAACUGCAAUGCAUCUUCAUUUGAUCUAAUUACCUCAUGA
Osmerus eperlanus (European smelt) is the source of this 1102-nucleotide messenger RNA. RefSeq names its product alpha-2-macroglobulin-like. The coding region runs from base 179 to 1102 and encodes 307 amino acids. The record is from RefSeq and is a predicted model, not a curated record. The transcript has 9 exons. Gene Ontology annotation, molecular function: endopeptidase inhibitor activity. Lineage: Eukaryota; Metazoa; Chordata; Actinopteri; Osmeriformes; Osmeridae.